UCCACCUCAUUCCCCACCUCAUCUCUUCUGCAACUCAUUUUUCUUCAUCGAGCAACUCCUAUGUCCUCCGUCUGAAACUUUGCAACUCUGAUCGAAUCGCUUUGCAACUCCGAUUCCUCUCCGCCGUCUUCUGUCGUCCCUACGGCCUCCACCUGUCGUUGGCUCCAAACCUGGUUAGUUACUCCUUUUUCGAUUUGCAUCAAACCCUAGCCAUCUCCAUCCUCUCUUCCAUAGCUGUCGAACUCACCACCUCCAUUUCUUCUCCAAACUACCGUCGAACUCACCACCCCUCUCCUCUGUUCAAAAUCGCAUCACCAUCCUCUUCCCAACUCCAUAACCACAUCACUUUCCUCAACCAAUUCCAGAAUCGUUCCUUCGAACUCCACCGCACCACCACGUCCUCCUCAUUUUUAAUCCUGUUGCUAAUAGUUCCAUUGUCCUCUCUCUCUCGAACUUCCGGCGUGUAGGACCACCACUGCACGAUCGCUGGCGUAGAUCUGAGGCGGUUCUGGCGCUGCUCCGACGCGGUCCUGAUGUUGCUUCGAGGCUGCUCCGUCACGGCACGAAGAGGCUGAAGCAGCAAGGUGAAUGGGACGCCCUCUGAGGCAGUUUGGAGUCUUCAACUCUGGAAAAUUGGAAAAAAGGCUUGUGUUGCUGAAGUGCCAUUCUUCUGAACCUGGAUUUUCUCCUUUCUCAUAUAUUUGGUCUCUUGAAAUUUCCUUGAGUCAAGCUCAAUUCAAUCAAAAUGACGAUGAUAGUGAUGAAGAAAGCAUUCUGGUUUCCCUGGGAUGGUCAAGCUUCAAAAGAAAUGAGUGCCUUAGCCUACUAAAUUCACUUUCUGAGUCAAUUUCCCUUCCUGAGUAUUCUUGGAGAGGCGAUGUAGAAAAUUUUUUCUUGUCCAUUGCAUGCAUAAUUUUAUGCACUGCAUCAAGUUCUGUUAAACUAUACACAGAACGGAUGAGAUCAGUGCAAUUUCUAGUAGUUGAUGAAGCAGCUCAAUUAAAGGAAUGUGAAUCGACCAUUCCAUUGCAGCUUCCAGGUCUCCACCAUUGCAUCCUAAUAGGUGAUGAGAAACAGCUUCCAGCAUUGGUUAAAAGCAGGACUGCAGAUAAUGCUGAAUUUGGAAGAAGUUUGUUUGAGAGGUUGGUGCUCUUAGGUUACAAGAAGCAUAUGCUUAAUGUUCAGUAUCGGAUGCAUCCAUCCAUUAGCUUAUUCCCAUGCAAAGAGUUUUAUGAUGAAAAACUUACUGAUGCCCCCACUGUCAAGGGAGAAAGCUAUAAUAGAAGUUUCCUUGAAGGUGAAAUGUUUGGUUCUUAUUCUUUUAUCCAUAUAGCAAAGGGGAAAGAACAGUUUGGUCGUGAGCACAGUUUGAAGAACCAGGUUGAAGCUGCAGUUAUUUCUGAGAUAAUUGGAAGCCUUAAAAAAGAGUUUAUGAGGACUAGGAAGAAAAUUAGCAUUGGAAUUAUAUCUCCCUAUAAUUCUCAAGUUUAUGAAAUCCAACAGAAAAUUAAGCACCACAUUUCAGUUUCUGAUCCUGACUUCUCUGUCAGUGUUCGUUCGGUUGAUGGAUUUCAAGGAGGGGAACAGGAUGUUAUAAUAAUUUCUACUGUGAGAUCUAAUCCUAGUGGAAAAGUGGGGUUUCUUUCCAAUAGACAAAGAGCAAAUGUUGCUAUGACUAGGGCUAGAUAUAGCCUUUGGAUAUUAGGAAAUGCGGCAACACUGGUUAGCAGUGACACAGUGUGGAAGCAGGUAGUUCUUGAUGCUAAGAAAAGAGAUUGUUUCCAUACAGCUGAUAAGGACAAUAAACUGGCUCGGGUUAUUGAGGAUGUUGUUUUUGAGCUUGAACUACUUGAAGAAUCUGAGUCGAUGUUUAAGAAACUGAAUCUAGGGGAGAGGUCUUCCAGGCCUCGGAAAGCAAGGAGGUGAUAAUGUGAGUCUCUCUCUGGUGAACUUAAAGUGAAGAGGUGUUAAGACCACUAUGGACAUGGAAUCCUGAGGAGCAUUUUUAGAUUUUCAAUCUUUGCACAAUGAACUGAAAGUUGUGAUAGCAUUUUGCAAUGUGGGAUUUGAGAUGGUUGAUGCUAUUGCUGAAGCAGAAGGAAUAUCUAUGAACAGUGUUUCUUUCAAAGCCCUGUUUGGAAAAGUUUUGGGUGUGGUAGGUUGCAGGAGCUGCUGCUGCUGGUCUUUCUCUCGCUCAUGUUGCUGCAGAAGCGCAUCUGAGAUUGAGAACCUUGGUCAUAUUGAGAUUCUUGUUUGUGCUCAAAUUUGUUAUAUACUACUUGUUACAAUUCUUUUCUCCUUGAUGAAUUGGAAAAUCCCCUUUUAGUUUUCAAGUUUUUACUAAUUUGAUUGGUUAGUCCUUCUUUUCCCCUUCCUGUUUUCUGAUUUCAUUUUUUCUUUCUCUUAUGGGCAACCAGUUACAAAAGGACCCUCUGUUAGUCAUUAUACCAAGCUGUUAUUUUCCUUAUAUAAGAACCCUUUGGAUAAUUGGAUUGAUUAGCAUUAGAAAAUGCCCUGCAAGUUUGUGGGAAUGGUUAUCUGGUUUAUGUUGGGAGGGUGCAUUUGCUGUCAUGUGUGGCUUUAUUGUCAAAGUUGGAAGAGAAGGAACUUCUGUGGCUUUAUGUUUUUUCUUCAUAGUUACGCGUUUGAUUGUAUUGUCAUCUCAUAGGGUUUGUUUCAGAUUCAGUAUGACACUAUAACUAGAAUGUAAAUUAAUACAUGUAAUUAUAUUUAGGCUUUUAGACACGUGUGAUUAAAAUUAAGCACGUGGUUCAGUUAGUCAGUUAGAAUUAGUUUUAGCUACAGUUAGUUAGUUAGAGAGUUUGUUAUGAGUUAGUUGAGAUUAGCUUAGUUGAUUAGCAUUUGUAUAUAAACACAUUUCUGAUCAAUAAACAAACACUGAUUCAGAAUCUACAAAUUUUCUCUCAAUAUGGUAUCAGAUUGAAUCACACGAUGCUUCCGAUCAUGGAAUCGCAGCAACAACGUUGUGAUUUCUUGGCUUUUCAACUCAGUUUCAAAGGAAAUUGUGGCUAGCAUCAUGUAUUCUGGCACUGCAACAGAGAUAUGGCAGGAUCUGCGUGAGCGUUUUGCACAGAAGAAUGGACCUCGAGUUUUCCAGCUCCGUCGUGAAUUGAUGAGCCUCAAUCAGGGAUCGGACUCGGUAAGUGUUUACUACACAAAAUUGAAGACAAUUUGGGAUGAAUUGCUCACAUACAAGCCUGUUGUGAACUGUAUCUGUGGUGCAAUUCAACCUCUUAUUGCUCAUGCUGAAACUGAGCAUGUUAUGUCUUUCUUGAUGGGAUUGAAUGAUUCUUUCUCCCAAGUUCGUGGUACCUUGCUGCUCAUGGAUCCUAUUCCGCCUAUCAAUAAGGUUUUCUCUCUUGUUAUUCAAGAGGAGAAGCAGCGCGAGGUCAGCAAUGGUGCUGGUAGCUCAGCCACUACAACACAAGCUUUUGCUGCGACUGCAAGCUCCCAGGGAGGCUCUCGUUCUUCCGACUCAGCAGAUAAAGCAAAGAACUGAAAGAAGGAUCGCCCAAUUUGCUCUCACUGUGGUAUUCCUGGUCAUACAGCAGCAAAGUGCUUUAAGCUCCAUGGUUAUCCUCCUGGAAUGAAGCCAAAGUCUAAGCCUUCUACACAUGCAGUAGCUGAUCAAUCCAGUGGCACAUUUCAGAAUGCUGUUACUACUUUGUCACCAGCACAAUGCAACCAGUUGAUUCAACUACUUACAAAUCAACUCACCACUACUUCUCCGGACUCAGUUGAUGUUCCUGAAUCCUCAGGCACCAAGUCAGGACAGCCUCAAUUUGAGAAUGAUUGGGAAGGCUAAACCCAAAUCUGGAUUGUAUUACCGAGACACUAGGACUUUGGAUGAGACCUGCAAGUUGCAAUUUCUUUCUUUUACUUCUGCUGUAAAUAGUACCAAAGCUAGCUCUGUUGUUUCAUCUUUUACACCUUGUACAAAGGUAGCCAAAUGUCUAUGGCACUAUCGUUUAGGUCAUUUGUCUUUACAAUAUCAUGAUAUGUUACCUACCAAUUGUAAUAUACCUGUUUCAAUUUCAAAUGAAAUAAAGUCUUGUCCUAUUUGUCCA
Molecule: messenger RNA, 4088 nt
Organism: Lotus japonicus
Lineage: Eukaryota; Viridiplantae; Streptophyta; Magnoliopsida; Fabales; Fabaceae
Product: probable helicase MAGATAMA 3
Exons: 9
Coding region: 589-1926 (445 amino acids)
Molecular function (GO): helicase activity
Source: RefSeq, a predicted model, not a curated record